AUGCGUGGACGCCGCCGCGCGCGCGUCGUCGUCGUCCUCGCGUGCGUCGCGCGCGUCGCGCGCGCGCGCGGCGUCGCGGCGUCCACGGCGCGCGCGUGCGUGUCGCCCACCGUCGGCUUCGGCCCGCGUCGAGGCCGGCCGACGACGUGCGCGGCGACGACGACGGCGAGCGACGACGCGUCGAGCCCGUGCGCGUACUUCGACGCGUUGCCGGGCGAGACGACGACGCGUCGAGGGCGGGGGGUGGAGUACGACGGCGAGGCGCGGCACGGGGUCUCGGGGGCGGCGUGCGUCACGCGCGACGGGCGCGACGGGACGGGCGGCGAACGCGCGGCGUGUCGAAACGGCGCGCGGGGACGGGGGACGCGGUACGGACCGUGGUGUUGGACGAGCGAGACGACGUGGGAGUACUGCGACGUGCCGACGUGCGAGGCGGAUGAGGACGACGGGUCGUUGGCGUCGUACGCGUUUUGGGACGAUCUCGCGGCGCUCGUCGAGGGUAAGACGACGCGAAGCGCGCGCUCGAUCUUUCUCGAGAGCGUGGAGUUCCCGGUAAAGGUGACGUCGUCUUCGUCGUCGUCGCGAGAUGGGGGUGAGGUGGGUGAUGGUUCGGAACACGUCGAGAGCUUUGUCGCCGUGAGCUCGCGGUUACGUUCCUUUGUGAACGCCGUGGCGGCGUUAACCAUCUCCAGAUCGUGUGAGAUCGACGUCGAUCACGAACGGCACGUGCUGCGGUGGAAUCCAAAAAAGUUACUCGAGAAGAGCGUCGGGACGAAACUCGUCAAGCGCUCCAUGAAGGACGUGUUACGCGUCGAUGGAAGUGGUUUUUCACAAAACGUGCCGCGCAAUGUUAAAGCAUUCAUCGUCGCUCGUCUACCGGCGGCGCUCGCGACGGACGUCGUGGUUCCCAUCGCGGAUGACGGAACGGAAGCAUCGUCGCGCCUCAGAGAGUCACUCGUGCGGUGCGUCGUCAACGCGGUGCCGAACCGCGUCGUGGGAAUCGGAGCGAACGGGUUGUUCCUCGAUCUGGAUACGUACGAAUUCACAAAUGUGUACAACUCGCAGCUCACGAGCGCCGAGCUCGCGGCGUUCGUGGAGACGACGAUAGGAUGGCAGAUGAAGGACAACUAUAGACGCGCUCUGUGCGAUCGAGAACGUCGAAGGCGACGACGAUCGAGAGGGAGCGGCGCGUCGGUGACCGGAACCGAUGAGGACGAGAACGUCGACGUCGAAGACGACGAUUCGCUCCCGGAGAAUCAAAACACCGAGCGCAUGUUCAAGUUUGUCGGCGACGCGCUCGGGGCGACGCCCACACGGUGCGCUGCGCUUGAUGCUCUACGAAGCGGAUUUCCAUCCGCGACGGCAAACUCGAUCGAGAAGUCAUCGUCGUCGUCGUCGUCGUCGUCGUCUGGAUCGGGAGACUCCGACUCCGCCGACGCGUCGUCCUCAUUGUUGGACCUCGGGGAAGCACCUCCGUCGGAUUCAAUCAAUGAUACCUCUUCAUUCUUCAUCGCACGGCGUCUCUCGACACUCGUACCGUUCUCCAUCUUUGCAGGUUUGAUCGUUCUCAUCAUUCUCAACGCAGUACGCAAGUUUGAAAAUUUCAGCGACUUUGAUGGUCUGCUUAGGGGCGUCUCGGACGCCGACAUCGACGAUUACGUCGACGACGCCGAUUCCAUCGGACGCACGGUAUCGUCGGGAAGAAACGACGGCGUGACGCGAUACGGCGUGCAGACGUCGGUGGGAGAUGGUGUGAACGGAUCUCGAAACACAAAGGUUCGAUACCUCAUCUUGGACGUCAUCGCUCGCGGCGCAAACUCGGUGGUGUACGUCGCGUCGGUGCAGCGAGAAGGGGACGACCCUGACACGAUAAAGAUGGUGGCUCUCAAGGAGCCACACGACCGGUACAAGACAAAGGCGGAGAUUGCAUUCCUGAGCUCUUUACCGCCUUCAGACUAUAUGUGCGAAUUCUUAGGGCCUGUGGUCGAACCCAGAUCGCGGGCGUGGAUGGUCAUGUUCGAACUAUGUCAACACGGCUCUUUGAGACAAAGUUUAAUCGAUCGCACGUAUCCGCGAGACGGUCAGUCGAUCCACCGAGCGAUGUCGAUGAUUAUAAAGGGCCUCGCGCACGUGCAUGCCUCGAACGUCGUCCAUCGCGACGUUAAGAUGGAUAAUUUUUUGUUGUGGUGCCCGCACUGCACGGAUUUUCGUGGAUCGAGUAUGGGGACGAGGUGCAGGCGCGAUCACGUUGUGAAGAUCUCAGAUUUAGGUCUGGCGAAGUCUCAGAGCAUGAUGUUUGAGUCCUCGGCGCGACUCACGGGGACUCUCGCGUACGUCGCGCCCGAGCGCCUGGCGAUCGCCCCAACGGAUAUCACUCCGGAGAAGUAUCGUAUGAGCGAUCUGUACGCCAUCGGGUUACUAUUCUGGGAGCUCCUUUACUACGCCAAGUUUGGUCAAUCGAGGCGGGUGAUCGAGGACGUCGUGCCGGACGAAAUCGAGCGCGGCUCGAUGAGCGACGCGCAAAUCAUCUUAAUGAUCUCCACGGGCAGGAUGAAACCGAGCUUGGACUUCGUCGCGCCGCGCAUUCGAGGCUGGCUCGAGAAGUGCAUCGCGUUUGACCCGAGCGCGAGGCAUCAGAGCCUGGACGAAGCGCUGAGACGUCUGGGUAUGCUUGGGAGACAUUUCCACGCCUUGCUUCCCGAGGACAAUCAUCGAACGGAGAUCGACAGCAACGCGAGCGAUCAUAGUGGGAGCGGAAUGGACGAAAACUGA
Ostreococcus tauri is the source of this 2772-nucleotide messenger RNA. RefSeq names its product Serine/threonine-protein kinase, active site. Gene Ontology annotation, molecular function: ATP binding; protein kinase activity. The record is from RefSeq and is a predicted model, not a curated record. The coding region runs from base 1 to 2772 and encodes 923 amino acids. The transcript has a single exon. NCBI's taxonomy places the organism in Eukaryota, Viridiplantae, Chlorophyta, Mamiellophyceae, Mamiellales, Bathycoccaceae. Gene Ontology annotation, biological process: protein phosphorylation.